Messenger RNA from Paramormyrops kingsleyae, 1698 nucleotides. It is a transcript of the gene pex26, whose product is annotated as peroxisomal biogenesis factor 26. Lineage: Eukaryota; Metazoa; Chordata; Actinopteri; Osteoglossiformes; Mormyridae. Gene Ontology annotation, biological process: protein import into peroxisome membrane; protein import into peroxisome matrix. The record is from RefSeq and is a predicted model, not a curated record. Gene Ontology annotation, cellular component: peroxisome; peroxisomal membrane. Gene Ontology annotation, molecular function: ATPase binding; protein-containing complex binding.
GCAGACUUGUCUCAUUUCAAUCAGCUGGUGAAAGUUAGCAACUCUGACGCAGCGUGCAGAACGCAGUUUCUGUUAAAUCUACGGUUAUAAUCCUGCACAGAAAAAUGUAAUGUGCGCGUGCUCGUUGGCGGGGGAGGCGCAUUUUGAUGACGCAGUUAAACAGUGUUUACUAACCCAUCGUGGGGAUGCAGAGUUAGGUUGAUAGUUUCGGAUUAACCCGUCAAAUAAAACGCACCGUAUUUGACUACACAAGCGACAGUUUAUGAUGAUAUAACCAUCGGAGAUAUGAGGAACUACUCAUCCGCUUCGCUGGUUCGUGUCCGCAGUACGGGCUCGGUUCCCCUCGGCAGCCCUUCGUUAUGUUGGGGUCCAUCAAACACCCUGGGGCUGCUGGAUUGUGCUGCUGAGCAGCUCAUGGUUCUUAGGGAGUUUCAGUCCUCACUCGACACCUGUGAGAGGGGCUUGGAGAGCCUUGGGGGCCUCGGCGAGUUGGAGGACGGCGGCAUGAAAUACGCGGAGCUGAAGUCGGCUUUCUGCAUUGUGGGGAUUCAGGCACUGGCAGAACUCAACAAGUGGCAAGGUGUCCUUUGCUGGGUCCUGCAGUACUAUGGGAAGCCUGAAAAACUGCCAGCGAAAAUUCUGCAGAUGUGUAUUCUCUUGUACAGGAAGGUUGGAGAGCCUGCCACUAUGCAGGAGGCAACCAGUCACUGGCUGAAUUACCCAGCCAACAGCAGUGUGCCCGGGUUCGGGCCUGUGGCAGAGCUGUACCUGUUACACAUAUUACUGCCUUGUGGUCGACUGGCAGAGGCCAAGGAGCUGGUCUUGGGCCCUGUAGGUAGCUUGGCAUUCAGCGAGGACCACAGGAAAGCUGCCCUGGAGAUGGUGGAGAACCAGAGGCGAUAUACCCCCACCCCCACCCCUACCCUGAGCUCCACACUGGCAUCGAGUACCGAGACCAUUCCACAAAGAGGGCACGACUCGCCCAGGUUGACGGCUGUGUUGCGGCUGCUGCACCAAGGGCUGCUUGUGGCUCGGGCACAUCUGCAGUCCUUACCCAUACAGAGGGCGCUGCUGGCUGCCUUCCUACUCUACCUGCUCCUCGUCCGAGUAGAUCCAGCACUGUCCAGUGCAUUCCCCUGGAUCUCCAGUCUCCUGCGCACACUGAGGCACAUGUGGGCUGCCAUGUUUGGGCCGUACCACCGCUCUCAAUGACCAGCGGGCUGCCAUGCUUGGGCCGUACCACCGCUCUCAAUGACCAGCGGGCUGCCAUGUUUGGGCCGUACCACCGCUCUCAAUGACCAGCGGGCUGCUAUGUUUGGGCCGUACCACCGCUCUCAAUGACCAGCGGGCUGCCAUGUUUGGGCCGUACCACCGCUCUCAAUGACCAGCGGGCUGCUAUGUUUGGGCCGUACCACCGCUCUCAAUGACCUGCUCAUGCUGACUUCAGUCAUAUGUGGAGACGGGGGAGUCAUCCGAACUGGACAGAAAUGAACUAUAUAAUUAUGAAUUCUGUUUUAUCAUUUGUUAAAAACUAUUUACAUUAAAUGUUAUGAUGUCAGUCCAUCAAAGGGUAUUCAUAUCUGGGGUGUCCCCUACCCUAUGGAGGGAGUGACUUAUGAAUGUGGAAUAUAAACCUCUGAAAACCAUGUCAUAUCAGUCUUCUCCAAUAAAAAUCUAUUCUGUCCUAGACUUUUUGUG